UGUCCGUGGACGCUGUGCUGCUGUCCAUUCUGAGGAAACGGGAGGACGGAGGAGGAGAAGGAGGAGGAGGAGGACAUUGCUGCAUUGACAUUCAUGAUUCAGGAGUUUGUAGCCCAGUACGAUCCCGAUCCGAAAAACCGUAUGGGGACACUGUUCACUUUCGUCGACGAAUAUUCAGCACAGCACAAGUUAUGCGAGGAGACAAUUGGGGAAGUUUUAUUUAUUUUUAGCGACGAAGAAUCGACAUGCAAGAAGAAGAAGGGGACACAUUAUUAUUUCGGACGAGGCGAUCCUCGUGAAUGUCUGCAGCCACAAACUGGACGGAGCUGAUUUCUUCUCCCAGACUGCCCUCUGCAGGAGCCUUACCAGACCCUUCUGGCAGGAUGAACAAUGACAUCUACAUUCACUACAACUACACAGGAAAGCUGGACAACCGCAAAGACACCUCAGUUGUCAGCACCUCAGAUGUGAAAACUGUCAUAUUCUUGAUCAUAUGCAGCUUCAUAGUCCUGGAGAACCUAAUAGUACUGGUGGCAAUAUGGAAAAACCACAAAUUCCAUAACCGCAUGUACUUCUUCAUCGGGAAUCUUGCCCUCUGUGAUUUGCUUGCUGGAGUGGCGUACACAGUCAACUUGCUCAUGUCAGGGAAGAAAACGCUUGGCCUUUCCCCAGCUGUUUGGUUUUUGAGGGAAGGGAGCAUGUUUGUUGCACUCGGGGCAUCCAUAUUCAGCUUGUUGGCAAUUGCAAUAGAGAGGCACAUGACCAUGAUCAAAAUGCGGCCUUACGAUUCCAAUAAAAGGUACAGGGUGUUCCUGCUCAUCGGAACCUGUUGGCUGGUUGCUGUUUCUUUGGGAGCCCUACCUAUCCUUGGCUGGAACUGUCUGGACAACCUUCCAGACUGUUCAACGAUCCUACCACUCUAUUCUAAGAAGUACGUGGCCUUCUGCAUUACCAUUUUCAUGGCCCUGCUCCUGGCUAUCUCAGUGCUGUACGCUCGCAUUUACAUACUGGUCAAGUCCAGCAGCCGCAAGGUGACGAAGCACAGCAACUCAGAGCGCUCCAUGGCUCUGCUGCGGACAGUCAUCAUCGUGGUGGGCAUCUUCAUUGCCUGCUGGACACCCAUUUUUGUCCUGCUGCUGAUCGACGUAGCGUGUGAGCACAAAAGAUGCGGCGUUCUUUUCAAGGCCGACUGGUUCAUUGCUGUGGCCGUGCUCAACUCUGCUUUGAACCCCAUCAUCUACACGUUAGCCAGCAAGGAGAUGCGACGAGCCUUUCUUGGAAUUAUCUGCAGCUGCCUUCUCAGGACAAAGGUGGCGAGUGCCCUGCCGAUGCAGCACACCCCAGACAUCAGCAGGAGCAAGUCCAGCAGCAGCCACUACCAGAAACCAAGGGACAAGGAGAGUCCAGAGAUUGUGGUCUUUCCUGUGUCUCAGAAGCGUGUCAUGGCUUCUAAUGAUGGGGACUGUUGA
Messenger RNA from Scleropages formosus (Asian bonytongue), 1469 nucleotides. RefSeq names its product sphingosine-1-phosphate receptor 3b (gene s1pr3b). Bases 300 to 1469 code for a protein of 389 amino acids. Gene Ontology annotation, cellular component: membrane. The transcript is spliced from 2 exons. Gene Ontology annotation, molecular function: sphingosine-1-phosphate receptor activity. The record is from RefSeq and is a predicted model, not a curated record. Gene Ontology annotation, biological process: G protein-coupled receptor signaling pathway. NCBI's taxonomy places the organism in Eukaryota, Metazoa, Chordata, Actinopteri, Osteoglossiformes, Osteoglossidae.